Messenger RNA from Trichoderma harzianum CBS 226.95, 1349 nucleotides. RefSeq lists its product as hypothetical. The transcript has a single exon. Gene Ontology annotation, molecular function: hydrolase activity, acting on halide bonds, in C-halide compounds. The record is from RefSeq and is a predicted model, not a curated record. The coding region runs from base 183 to 992 and encodes 269 amino acids. Lineage: Eukaryota; Fungi; Ascomycota; Sordariomycetes; Hypocreales; Hypocreaceae.
GUAGAUCUAAACUUUAACCUCGGCGACGCUUCAUCAACUGCAAGUAUGACUCAAACCCAACAUAACGCUGGCUUCGAGUAUAUCGAUGCCGAGACAAAUCUCUAAAUUCAACUUCUUCCUGGCAAGCCUCAUGUAAAAAUAAAGCAAAUACACAAAAUACACAAAAAAGCAGAAAAUCAACCAUGCCCUCAAAAACCUCACCCCUCACCAACAUCAAAGCCCUCCUCUUCGACGUCUUCGGCACCGUCGUCGACUGGCGCUCCUCCGUCACAGACGAAAUCUCCCUCCGCACAUUCCGCAAGCUCUCUUCUCAAGAAAACCCCCUCCCACCUGCUUUAAAGACCCGUCUCGAAGGCCUCACGCAGCAGGACUGGGACCGCUUCAUCCAGGAAUGGCGGGAUUCGUAUAGUGCCUUUACGAGAUCUUUCAACAAGGACACGGACGCCUGGAAGAGCGUCGACGAGCAUCACCGCGAUAGUCUCGUUGAGUUGCUUGGAAAAUGGGAUCUUGAGGGCUUAUUUACUGAGACGGAGAUUGAGAGCUUGAGUCUUGUGUGGCAUCGUCUUACGCCGUGGCCUGAUUCUGCCGAUGGCCUUGCGGAGCUGGGACGCAGAUAUGCUACCGGCACGCUGUCCAAUGGAAACACCAGCCUCUUACGCGACCUCGCCGACUUUGGCGGGUUGUCCUUUCAAAAGAUCUUCUGCGCUGAGACGUUCAAGACUUACAAACCCGACCCGGCAGUGUACCUCGGCGCCGUGCGAGCGCUGGGCUUGCAGCCGGAAGAAGUGGCCCUUGUGGCGACGCAUCUCGGGGAUCUUCACGCCGCUAGAGCUUGUAGGUUGCGGACAAUCUACGUCGAGAGGGAUAGGGAGGAGGCGUGGGGGAAGGAAGAGGACCGUUAUAUAGAGGCGAAGAACUGGGUGGACUUGUGGGUGACGGAGGGGGAGAAUGGGCUGCUUACUGUUGCGGAGAAGUUGGGGGAACUGGAGUAGGAAGAAUGUGAUAGAUGACGGGGAAAAGAGGGUUGUGAAUAUGUGGAAACUACUGGCUUCGCUGGAUUUGGGGAUUGAGUGGAUGAUUGGGGUUGUUGAGUGUGGGGAUUGAAGACUCCGUUUUGAUAUACGAGAUGUCUUACUUAUAACGAGUUGCCAUGAUAUGAAACGAAUAUAAACCCGAGUGACGGUAACUACUCGAUUUGGAGGGCAUAUCUUAUAAGACUGCCUGAGUAUUGGCUGUGUAGUUUCAUUACUCUUUGGACUAUUGAAUUGCAUUCAUUCUGGCAGCCUCGGAGCGGGAUACGAGAUAGAUGAGUUACGAUAUUACCUAUGUAUAGCUUUAGCCAAUUGCAC